Molecule: messenger RNA, 3195 nt
Organism: Coturnix japonica (Japanese quail)
Lineage: Eukaryota; Metazoa; Chordata; Aves; Galliformes; Phasianidae
Source: RefSeq, a predicted model, not a curated record
AUGGGGGCCUCUGCCAGCACAGGGCCACCUGUCUCUGAGCCCAAGUAUAUGUUGCAUUGGCAGGGCACGCUGGAGCUGCCUGACUUACCCCUGCAGAAGGGCUCUGUGAAGCUCCUCACGCAGAGAUGGGAGUGUGCCAGUGCUCCAAGAUCCAGCCUGAUGCUCCGACGCCUACCAGCCCCGAGGUCUCCAGUGCCAGAUAAAACAAGACAGAGCAGCAUCGUGGAGAAAGUGCCAGCAGAAAACGAGAGGGUGGAGGUGUACAAGGAGGAGCCCCUGGGUGGCCCUCGCCAGAUCGAGCGCUCCACCGUCGCUGUGAAGGAGCUGCAGAGCCACUUUGAGAUCCUGGGUGGUAGAAAGGAAACAGAAAGUGAGAGAAGUUCACUUUCAUCCAUACUGAAGAGUCAUCCUGGGAGCCAAUCUGACAUCUUGUAUGAGUCCAGUGUGAAAAGGGGGAGAGCAAUCUUUGAGAAGAUGUCAUCAGGAAAUGGACAGAACAGCUUUGAAGUGGGUCGCCGCAAACGUGUAAGAGGAUUACCAGAAGAGAGUACUCCCAAGGCUGGGAACGCAUUGAUGGACUUUGAGGAGACUGUCUCCUUGAAAGAAAAAUUGGCUCUGUACCAGGCUGCUGUGUCCAAGGCAGACAGCAGCAACUCCUUUUCUAGUACUCCAGAGAAAACCAAAUCCUCUACUGUGUCUGGUGGCCUGGCAACAGUAAGGAAACAAUUUGAGAAAGGGAAGAUGACCUCUUCAAACAGGACCUUUGCUCAAUACCAGCACCAGCAGAAAUCUGCACAGGAGGCAUCUAGUAUCAAUCAGCCUAAAAUAUCAAACAGCACCAGGGAAGCUGAAUGCAAUGGAAUGACCUCCAAAGAAAGUCUAGUGGAAGCAUUUCAAACACAAGAGUUUCAAACACAGUUGCAGGAACAAGGAAAAUGUUUACAUGUUGCACUGAAUCCUGUAGUAAAGCAAAGGUUUUGUGCACAGGUUUCUCUUGGGGAGCAAGGAAUACUAGAGACAAACAGGGCUUCUACAUUUACACAGAGCACUGAUGAAACAGUAACCAGUGCAGUUAUGAAUGAGGACUUCCCAAAAAUUUCUACACAGAUCUUAAAACAGCAGUUUGAAAUGACAGCUCAGGAAAACACUGUUCCCUCUGACAGAGAGACUGCAACACCUGCGAAAAAUGUACAGAAACUUCUGUUUCAGGAAAAUGAGACAUGCACACUCUGUCAGCAGAGAGUUUAUCCAAUGGAACGCUUCGUCGCCGACAAGCAAAACUUUCAUAAAUCAUGUUUCCGAUGUCACCACUGCAGCAGUCAGUUAAGCCUGGGAAAUUAUGCAGCUCUCCAUGGACAAAUAUAUUGUAAACCACACUUUAAGCAGCUCUUCAAAUCUAAAGGAAAUUAUGAUGAAGGCUUUGGACACAAGCAACAUAAAGAUUUAUGGAAGCCUAAAGAUCAGUGUAGCUCAGCUGGCAAUGUUAAUGCUGAAGAAAUAAAUCUGAUUAAUCACGUACCUGUUGAUCCUAAACUACUAAAAGAGACCGAUCAAGACUUGUACUCAGGUACUGAAGGCAUCAACUGUAAUAUUUUGGAUAAUAAUUUGAUAAAAUCCACAGAAAGAGGUAAAUUAAAAAUGACAUGGCCUCCUUUAACAGAUGAUACAGCACAUAAGAAAACAUACUCUAUUGAAAGAUCAGCAAAAGUAAAUAAGCCAAAGUGGCCCCCAGAAGGUUUGGCUCAAGAAGGUUCUAGCUUACAUGGCAAUAAACCUCAAGAUGAUGAAAAGAAUUUUCAGAACGAAAAUGCUCCGACAGAGCAAAAAGAGAAUGACAGUGCAAGAACACAACAGAAUCAACACUCAGCCUCUACCUCCUUAUCUGCAAAAGAAGCCACAAGUACCUGUAAAACUAAGGGUAAUACAGGAAAAGUUGAGGAAACUGAGAACAAAACAGAUGGAUCAGAGAUUAGGGAGGAAAGUGGAAAGGCUAUUAAUGAAAGUGAUAAUGUGAUAGGGCAUAAUGCUGAGAAAGACAGAGAGAAAAAAAGUAACAAAGCUGGUGAUCUUGAAGUUGUACAGGUUACUAACAUUGACGAUGAAAUAGUACAAAAGAAUCAAAAAGAAUUCAGUUUGAACAGUAACAACAACAACAACUAUGCCAUAUUUCCACACCCAAACAUUUGUAGGCAGGAAACAACUCUCACAGCUUCAUCUAACCGAAUGACAGAAUUAAGCCAUGCAAUUUGCACUGCACUGCAGCAUGCCUUUGAAAAACUGGAAAAUCAGUCUGGAAAUGAAGAAAUAUUUCAGAUACAUGAAUCUUUUGAGAGCUAUUCUAGCAAUACAGUAACUGUUUCACUAGAUGAGCAGAGUUCAGAAGAUGCUGGUACCUCCAAUAGUCUUGCUCAAUUUAAUAAAGAUGCCACUUCUCCAAAGUCUCAUACUAAUAGCACAUUUGUUAUAAAGGAGACACCUAAUACAACAUUCCCUGUUGGUACUGAGUUGGUUUGCAUUGGAAAAGAAUCAAAAAGUGAUAAAAAUUUAAAUACUAUUUUAUCUGACACUGUGAAAGCAUUAUUUCUUAAAGAAGACUGCUUUGUUUUAGGCUUUAGUCUAAUAGACUCAGUAGACAGAACCAGGCAUUCCUCCAGACCACAUUCAAAAGAAUGUAAGAUUUGUAAUAAGGAAGUGAAUUAUAUUAAUGUCUGUCAAGAAGACAAAAUAGGCCAAGUGUCCAAGAACGACAGAAGUACACCUUUAGAGUUACUGAACUCAAGAUAUACAACCUUUCCAUCAUCAAAAGGUGAGAAAGUAAAGUCCAAAUAGCUCACUGUAGAAGAGCAAAUUAAAAGAAAUAUAUUCUGUGACAAAUAUGAACAGAACAGCUAAAUGACUAUGACUGUCAUUCAUUAAAUAUAUGGUAAAUCAAAAUUUCUUCAGUUUAGUUAUAGUACCUCUUGAAUAAUUUAAUAUCUAGAGAUGAUAUGAAAAUGUGCAUUAUGUACUGUCUUUUGCUUAAACUUUAUUUACUUACUUUAUAUUUAAUGAAAAGGUGAAGAAGAUUUCUUCAGUCUCUGUUUAGAACAACUUGUGUCUCUAUGUUCCUAAAUAUUGCAGGAAAUAUCUUACUAUGUGGCUGUCCUUCAGAAAGACUACAGUUCCAUUCUACAUUAUUUGUAACAAAUUAAAAGA